CCUGUCAGGAGUGAUCCAAAGUCCAGGUUACCCACAGUACAUGAGACAGUCGCACUACCAGUGGACGUUUUCAUCUUCCAUCGCCGAUGAACAAGUGGCUGUGUACUUUGACAACAUUGAUUUAAGACGAUAUUAUGGCGGAAUGAGCAAGAUAACCGUUGUAGAUUCAAGGAACACUAGUUUUCUUAGUGUGCAAAACCAAAGGCACCAUCCAGUUGGGUUUUUGAUAACCAACCCUCCAUUGAUGAUCAGUUUCUAUUCUUCUCAUAAAUCGAGAAUUGGCCGUAGUGUGAAUGGCAUUCUUAUGCGAUAUUUUGUCUUCAGUGGAUCGGAUGAAGGAAGUCCGUGUUCGGAAAAAUUCAACUUGACGGUCACAGACGUUGAAUCUGGUAGAAUCAACAUUUCUUGGACAUCUCUGACAACCUAUCCACACACCAACGUUUCUGGUGACCCUACGUAUUUGGUGUUUUACAACUCCACUGCAAAAGGCGUCAAUAAUUUUACCCUGAUAACCAACUUGACAUCAGCUGUGAUUGACUAUCUUUCUUUCAACGCAUGGUAUUCGAUAGAAGUUGUUGCCUUUUUCUAUGGCUCGAACAACAUCGAACGAGCUUGUCCUGUACUAGUAAAGACGGCAGACAAAU
This is a messenger RNA of Actinia tenebrosa (Australian red waratah sea anemone), 644 nucleotides long. RefSeq lists its product as uncharacterized. Gene Ontology annotation, cellular component: membrane. Gene Ontology annotation, biological process: cell-matrix adhesion. The record is from RefSeq and is a predicted model, not a curated record. Lineage: Eukaryota; Metazoa; Cnidaria; Anthozoa; Actiniaria; Actiniidae. Gene Ontology annotation, molecular function: protein binding; calcium ion binding.